UAUUAUAUAUUAUAUUUCCUCAUGAAUUCAACUUUUCUAUAUUCAAAUUAAUUUAAUGUUUUUUAAUGAUAUCAGAUAUCAUCACAAAAUACCUAUGAUAAUAUGAUAAUAUUUUUAUGUUUUCAAUCUAAAAUAAUUACAUUUCGUUUUAUAAAAUUUAAUUUAUAUAAAUUCAGUGUACAUAAUAUCUAUACUGAAAAUCAGAUAUCUACUUAAUUUACCACAGACCGAAUUCAUCAUAAGAAGUAAAUACUCAUUUAAAUUUAUAUAAAGUAUAAUUAUAAAUAAUUACUAAUCGCUAAAUGUCUAAACAUAAAAUAUCGUUAGUCAUUACAUAAUUUCUUUAACUAAUUAAUAGAAAUUUAACUAUAUGGUUAGUUAAUAAUUUUAAAAAUGUUCAUGAAUGAUUCUAUUUUCUUUUUAAGUUGUAUACAUUAUGUACAACUUAUUGUAACUGAUAUAAUUUGUAUGUAAUUUUUUAGAAUGAUUAAUUGUCUUAUAAUAUAUUUCCUGUCAUUCUAAAUAUGCAAUAUAUUUAUAUGUGAUUUAAUAUAAUGUAGAGUAUGCCAGUUUCAACUAUAGAAACAUUUUAAAUUCUUAAAUAAGAUUUAUAUUUGAUCUUGAAUAAAAUUAUAUUUUCUCUGUAUAAUGAUUAAAUUGUAAAUAUUUUAUUUUUUUAUAAUAAAUUAUACAUAUACUUACCUAUACAUUACACUGUAAAUUCUCAAUUAUACUUGAAAUUUUGGCCGGAGUGGUAAUCAUAGAUAAUUUGAAAUAGGCAAAAAAUUAACAUAAAAAUGUUUUUUACAUGUAUUAUUAUUAUUAUUAUUAUCAUUAACAUUUUAUUUUCUUACAAAAAAUCAUACAUUAUUUGUAUUUCUUAAACCAACUCAGUUUAGUGAAAGAUAAUUGAGUUUACUGUAUUAGAAAAAAAAUCAACCCUUAUAUCCCACAUAAUUUUUUUGAGAACGCUGAGAUUAUUAUUUUGAUAUUAAAUUGUUGGUAUUAUUCUUUUAAUAAUAAGGUCUAGUCAUGACAAUUCUCAAAAUUAAUAUUAACUAAGUAUUUAAUUGAGUCAUUAAUUGGUGUUGUGGCAUUUACUGUUGUCUUUACCCUAGAUAUCUGUACCUAACUUAACCAAGCUAUAACUAAUAAAAUGUUGAAACUGUAGGUAAUUUAAAAUAUUAAAUUACCAAAUUCUAAAUACAUUGAACCACAUUAUUAUGAUAAUAUCAUUAAAUUUAAAAAAAAAAAAACAAGUGGUAUUAUUUAUAUAUUUUAAUAUUUAAUAUGUGCCACAUUUACCAUACUGUCGAUGAUCCAACUAUUAUAUAUAUAUUAUACUUAUUAUUAGAAUUUAUAAUUUAAUUUUAAUCUCAUUUUUAGAUUAAUAACAAUGGAGAAAUCAAUUUUAGAAGAUUUAAACGAUUUAGGGAAACCCAUUUCUACUAAAGAAUUUAAAAAACUGAUUGCUGGAGGAGCCAAAUCCAUAAAGUAUACUCAACUAGUUGAAUGGAUAACAAAAGAAAUCCAGGUAUUAUCAGGACUAGAAGAAUAUGUAAAUGCUAUAAAUUCCGAAGCAGAUUCUAGUUCUUUUUUGUUAGAAGUAAGUAGUUUCUUAAAAGAAUGUGGCUGUUCUUAUAAAAUUCUUACUACAAGCAAUGUUGAAGAUCGUUUAAAUUCACAUGAAAAUAAGCUACUUCUAUUAGAUUUUUUAAUUGGUGAACUAAGAGCAUCCCGAAUAUUAAAUGUAAAUGCUGUUAAUAAAAAAUCUAAUAUGCAAGUGACAUUACUUGAAAGUUAUUCAUCUAAGUGUCUUAAAAACAUUUUAUUGACUUUAAAAUUUCCAAAGCCACCUCAAGAUAUAGAUGCUUCUUCUUUAUUUAAUAAACUUAAUAUUAAAUUACAAACAUUUUUAAAAACUGUUCCAUGUGCAUUAAUUGGAAAAUCAUUAGUAUGUAAUUCAUAUAGUAAUGAACAAUGGAAAUAUAUUAAUAACAUAAUAGAACUUCUUAAUGAAGAAUUUAAUAUACGGAGUAAAAUGUUAUUAACUAGACUUGAUGUAACAUUUCAAUCAUUUAAAUGGCCUGAUAGGCUGAAAAAUAAAAAUCAAGAAUUGGAAGAAAUUUAUCAAACCAAAUUAAAUCUAAUAAAUAAUCUACCCAGUUUUUCUAUAUCUGAUUUCCUACUAGCUAGAGAAGAUUUAAGGAUUGUCGAGAAAACGUCAAGUACUUUGGCUGUCUUAAAUACUAAUUCAUCAGUAAAUAAAGUAAUGAUUGGUCAAGUACCUGAUAGAGGUGGAAGAACAUGUGAUCAACAAGCUCCACCCCCAGAAAUGCCUAGUUGGCAGCAAAGAACGCAAUCGCAAGGUUAUGGUGGUGGUCAGCCAUCCAGAGGACAAUCUAAUAGUAGAGGAGGACAAUUUAAUAGUAGAGGAGGACAAUUUAACAGUGGAGAAGGUCGAGGUAGAGGUCAACAAAGCAGAGAUAAUAAUUUAUAUCGAAACUCUAAUAAUAUCGGUAAUCAAAGUGGAUUUAAUGUUUAUGAGGUGACUGAUGGAUUUCAAUCAAUCAGAGUUGAUAAUGAAAACAAAAAUUCUUAUCAAAAUAAUAGAUCAUGGCGUGUUCAAGGAGGCUGGAAUAAUAAUCAAUCAAGAGAUAAUCAAAGCAGUAGUUACGGAGGACAAAGUUCCUAUAAUACUUAUAAUCAAGGAUACCAUCAAAAUAAAGUUUUUGAUAACAAUAGAUUCCAAACCACAUCAAAUGAAAGACAAUGGAACCAAGGUUCUCAGAAUAUUUACGGAAGUAACCAAAAUGAUGGCAAUAGAGUAUACGAUCGAAAUGAUUUUGCAGAUGGAAAUAGACGUGGUUAUUCAAAAAGACGUAGAGGUCAAAAUGGACAGACAUAUUAUAAUCAACAGAGAAACAACUAGAACUGUUGAUUAAAAUAUGGUAUUAAUAAGAGGUUUUAUUAAGAUCUGAAAUUUAUUGUUUAUUCAUAGUCAAACUAUUAAUUUUCAUCAGACAAACAAGUUAUUAUAUUAUUAUAUAUUUAAAUAUACGAAUGUAUGAAAUUUAAUAUAAAUUCAUUGCUUUUAAACUAUUUUUUUUUUAUUUUCUGUUUUUUUUUAAUUUUU
Cinara cedri is the source of this 3136-nucleotide messenger RNA. The record is from the annotation of a GenBank genome assembly. NCBI's taxonomy places the organism in Eukaryota, Metazoa, Arthropoda, Insecta, Hemiptera, Aphididae.